GGCGUUCAUUUGAUUAGUCAAUGGAAUCUUAAUGUGAAACUCCAUAAAUUCUCCAUUGUCCAUCGAUGCUCUACACUGUUAAUCUGGCCACUCGUCAUGGCAAAGAAGGGCUCUUGUACUUUGUCGAUGUUGUGUUUUGCAGUUCUCUUUCUUAGUCUCUGCAAAUGCCAAGGUUUGGAUGGAACUCUCGGGAGAAACCCUAUCAAAGGAAAAAAUUCUGCAGGUUUCUUUGAGUUACAUAAGGGCGAUCUACACAUUAACCUUACCAACUGGGGAGCUACUCUAGUCUCCCUCAAGACUCCUGAUAAAAAUGGGCAUCUAGCAGAUAUACUUCUUGGAUUUGAUUCUUUGGCCUCAUACAUGAAUAUAAGCUCCAGCAGGCAUCCCUUUGGUGCCAUUGUAGGCCGGGUAGCCAACAGGAUUAAGAAUGCGCAGUUCACCCUUGAUGGGAAGACAUAUCAUUUGUAUGCCAAUAGUGGGAAUAAUUCAAUUCAUGGAGGAAGGAUAGGUUUUGACAAUGUGUUGUGGGAAGUCAAGGAAAUCAAGGGUGGAAGCGAACCAUCUAUUAAGUUUUCAUAUCACAGCUUUGAUGGUGAAGAAGGAUAUCCUGGUGAUCUAGAUGUAUUUGCCACAUAUACUAUAAGCAAUGAUAUGGAGUUGACACUAGAGAUGGAGGCAAUACCAAGGAACAAGGCCACACCUGUAAACCUGAUCAAUCAUGCUUUCUGGAACCUUGCAGGCCAUGACAGUGGAAGGGACAUACUUGACCAUUCUGUAAAAGUAUGGGCUUCACAUUAUACUCCCAAAGACAAGACUCAGAUUCCUACAGGACAGAUCUUGCCUGUAAAAGGAACUCCUUUGGACUUAACUAAGGAGACUGUUAUCAAGAGCAGAAUUAAGGAGGUCAACCCAAGCAAUAAGAGUAAUCCUGGGUUUGAUGACAAUUAUGUUCUUGACAGUCCCAAGUCAGAGAAGGGGCUAAGAAUUGCUGCAAGAGCCAAGGAUCCGUUGAGUUCAAGAGUGCUUGAAGUGUGGACAAGUGCACCUGGCAUGCAAUUCUACACUAGCAAUAAUCUCAAGAACAUAGUGGGGAAAGGAGGUGCGAUAUACAAUUCAUAUUCUGCAUUCUGCUUUGAGACUCAAGCAUUUCCUAAUUCUGUAAAUCAGCCAAAUUUUCCAUCUGUGAUUGUGCGUCCAGGCCAGGUCUACAAGCAUACCAUGGUGAUCAAAUUUUCAGUUGAUCCAUAGUCAUCAAUAAGACUUUGUUUAAUGUCCUGACAAUGAAAGGGCAUAAAAUCUCCACGGACCAUAAGAAUUGCUUUUAAAAUUCUUUGAUGGGUAGUACUAAAUAAAGGAAAAUGGUUAAUUGGUGGUCUCAGAUCUCCGAGUCUGGUCUUAAUUUUUUUUAUUAGUGCUGAUAAUCUAAUUAUAAGCUUGUUAAAUUCCAACGCAACGGUCAGUCGAAGAAAACGAUGGGCCAAAGAAAAAUAUGCGCAUGCAAUUAAUUUUUUGCAUUUGUCUGGUGUGAACAAAUAAAAUAUCUGUUGAACGUGGAGAUAUAUCAAAGACUUUCACCUAGAGUUUUAUUAAUAGACACAAGACAUAGUUAUCAUCAUUAA
Molecule: messenger RNA, 1619 nt
Organism: Cryptomeria japonica (Japanese cedar)
Lineage: Eukaryota; Viridiplantae; Streptophyta; Pinopsida; Cupressales; Cupressaceae
Exons: 5
Coding region: 97-1248 (383 amino acids)
Biological process (GO): glucose metabolic process; beta-D-galactose catabolic process via UDP-galactose, Leloir pathway
Molecular function (GO): carbohydrate binding; aldose 1-epimerase activity
Source: RefSeq, a predicted model, not a curated record